AUGAAUGAUGAAACAAAUAAAAACAACUCAAAUAUAAAUAACAAUAAUAAUAAUAAUAAUAGUUCAGCAUUAGUAUUAGUUGAUAAUGUAAGAUAUGAUAAAGCUAUAAUUAGACCAUUACCAACCAAAGCAUACUAUGGAUUAGAGUAUCCAGCGAAUGUUCAAAAUGCAGAUAAAGCCAUAGAGUCAGUUGGUGGUUUAUCAAAAAUAUCAAAUGUAAUUAAAUCACGUGAAAAAGAAUACUUACAAUUAAAAUUUAGACCAAAUAAUCCAACUUGUAAACCAACAUUUGGUACAAAAUCUCCAACUUGUCAUUUACUAUUACGUGUCAGACCAAAUAAACAACAAACACAAACACAAACACAAACACAAACACAAGAUAAUAAUGAAGAAAUGAAUUCACCAAAACCAACAAUACAAUCACCAAAAACAACAUCAAGAAGUAAACAACAACAACAACAACAACAACCACAAGAAAAUGAAAAAUUCGAUGCAACAAUCAUUGCAUUAGUACCAAGUACAAUUAGGUUUGAUGGUUUAUGUGAUUUUCAAUAUCUUAUUAAAUCAGAUAAUAAUAAUACAAAAUCAGAAAGUGAUAAUGUGAAUGAUAGUUCAUCAUCAUCAUCAUCAAAAACAGUACCAAUAACUAAACAAAAGGAUCAAUAUUAUGUUCAACAAUAUAGUGAUAAUAAUGAAAUUAUGAAAGAUGAACCAAUGAAUUUAAUACCACCAUUAUUCUCAAGAAUUGAUUUCCCUCAAAAUUAUUUAUUCAAAGCUAAUCCAAAUGCUCAAUUCGAUAAAACAUCAAAACAAUUUGUUUUUGCAAAACAAACUACUCGUAAAGCUACUGGUCAUGCUAAAUUUAAUAAUGUAAUCCCAGUUGCACCACAAGAAUUACCAAAAGUAUUUGGAGUAAAUGAAUUAAUGAAAAAGACAAGGGAUAUAUUAGUUGCACUUUUUGAGAAAAGACCAAUUUGGUUAUAUAUAUCAUUAUUGGAUAAAGUUCAAAAAGAGGGUGGUUUAGUAGCUCAUACUAAAAGAGUAUUACCAUCAUUAGCAUUCAAUUUCGUCGAUGGACCUUGGAGAAAAUGUUGGGUUAAAUUAGGUUUCGAUCCAAGAAUUCAUCCUGAAACUUCUCAAUAUCAAACAAUUGAUUUUAGAAUUUCUGAACAAGAUAAUCAUUAUCCUUCAAAUCAACCUUCAAAAAAUAAUAAUAAUAAUAACAAUAAUAAAGACAGCAUUAAAAAUAAAGAAAAAGAUAAUAGUAACAAAGAAGAUAAAGAACAUAAGGAAGAUAAAGAAGAUAAACAAGAAGAAGAUAAAGAAAAUAAUGAAACAGACAACAAUGAAAAAAGUAAUAAAAUUGAUGAAGAAAGUCGAGAUAAUACUAAAAAUACUGAUGGUGGCGAAGAUAAGAAUAAUAAAAAUAUUGUAGAAAAAAAAAAUAAUAAUGAAAAAGGUGAUGAUAAUAAUAUUGAUGAUGGUGAUGAAAUUAUGAAAAAUAAAGAAGAUGAGAAUGGUGAAGGUAAUAAUAAUAAUAAUAAUAAUAAUAAUAAUAAAGAAGGUGUAAGUGAAGUUCAAAAAUUGGGUAGAGGUCAUAAAGAUGAAAAACUUAUAAUUCAAAAUGGUGUUAGUGGUGAAACUAAAAUUAAUCCAAGUAGAAAGAAACUUUUAGAUAUUAAUACAUUUGAAUUUAAUUCACAAUUACCAACAUCAUCAUCAUCAUUAUCAUCAUCAUCAACACAACCAUUACUACUUUUGAAGGGUGGCAGUGGUGAUGAUGCACAAGAUUUCUACCAAGCACCAGUGUAUGAUUAUACAUUUAAAACUGCACCUUCAAUGUUAAGUAAUCUCUAUCAAAUCAUUGAUAUUGAAGAACCAUCGAUUGCAGAGUAUUGGGCAUCUGUAAAGAUUCAAUCAACUUGUCAAAAAAAAUUUGGUUGGUUCUCAGAGUCUUCAUUUAGAGAAGGUCUAGAAAGAAUGAAAGCAAGAUUCGGUGUAAUGGAUAAUAAAAUGAGAUUUAAAUCAAGAUCAAAUACAUCCACCGCUACCACUACUUCUACUAAAUCAACUCAACCAAAAUCAACUCAACCAAAAGAACCUAAAUUAAAAUCAACACAACCAAAAGAGCCUAGACCUAAAGGAAGACCAAGGAAAUAUGCCAUUAAAAAAGAUAAAAAUAAUAAUAAUAAUGUCGAUAACAACAAUGAUGAUAGUAUUGAUAAAAUGGAUUUGGAUGAUGAAGAAACAACAACAAAGAGUAAUAAACAAAACAAAGAAAUUGAUGAAUCAUUAAAGAAUGAUACAUUAGCUCAAAUGGAAAAAGAUAAUGAAUAUUUACAUGGAAAGAAUGAAGAGAUUGAAAUUGAAAUUGAUGGUGGUGUCGUUGGUGGAUUCGAUUAUGAUGAUGAUGACGAUGAUGAGGAUAAACCUUUUGAAUUAUUAGAUGAUUUCGAUGGUACGGAUAAUAUUCAAAUGAAACAAAUUGAUGAUUUCUUUGGUACUCAAACAAAUGAAGAUAGUGAAGAAGAUGAAUCAGAUUUUGAUGAAGAGGAAGAAGAAGAAGAAGAAGAUUUUGAAUUUGAAGAAAGUGAAUAA
Messenger RNA from Dictyostelium discoideum AX4, 2598 nucleotides. It is a transcript of the gene gtf3c5, whose product is annotated as transcription factor IIIC-epsilon subunit. NCBI's taxonomy places the organism in Eukaryota, Evosea, Eumycetozoa, Dictyosteliales, Dictyosteliaceae. Gene Ontology annotation, cellular component: nucleus; transcription factor TFIIIC complex. Gene Ontology annotation, biological process: transcription initiation at RNA polymerase III promoter. The transcript is spliced from 2 exons. Bases 1 to 2598 code for a protein of 865 amino acids. The record is from RefSeq and is a predicted model, not a curated record.